UCAAAGGGAGAGAGAAAGCAGUGGGAGGCGGGGUGAGGGGGCUGGGUGGUUGAAUGAUAAGACCAGAAGGGAGACGGAGCCAUACAGUGGUAAUUUUAUUUAUCAUAAGCUUGUCGUUUACGCCAACGCUUAUAUCCGGAUGAUUUUAAUUUAGCGCAGAGUAAGGUGAGUGCUAGUAAGGAUGACAAUGCCACAUGUAGGGGCAGUUUUUGCAGCUAUUGCAGGAGUGAUGGCCAUCAUGCUGCACUCCUCUAUUCACAAAAUAGAAGAAGGACAUCUUGCUGUGUACUACAGAGGUGGGGCCUUGCUGACUUCUCCCAACGGUCCUGGAUAUCACAUUAUGCUGCCUUUCAUUACCACCUACAGAUCAGUUCAGACUACGCUCCAAACAGAUGAGAUCAAGAAUGUGCCUUGUGGAACAAGUGGUGGUGUGAUGAUCUAUUUUGACAGGAUAGAAGUAGUUAACAUGCUGGUCCCUUCCGCAGUGGUGGACAUUGUGAGGAACUACACUGCUGACUAUGACAAAACUCUCAUUUUCAACAAGAUUCACCAUGAACUCAACCAGUUCUGCAGUGUGCACACACUACAAGAGGUCUACAUUGAGUUAUUUGACAUUAUUGAUGAGAACCUCAAGACUGCAUUGCAAAAAGACCUGAAUGCGAUGGCACCUGGACUUACAAUACAGGCUGUCCGUGUUACCAAGCCAAAGAUCCCCGAGGCUAUCAGGAGGAACUUUGAACUCAUGGAGGCAGAGAAGACUCGUCUGCUAAUAACAGCUCAGACGCAGAAGGUUGUGGAAAAGGAAGCAGAAACCGAAAGGAAGAAGGCCAUUAUUGAGGCACAGAAAGUGGCCCAGGUAGCAGAGAUCCAGUUCCAGCAGAAGGUCAUGGAGAAAGAGACGGAGAAGAAGAUCUCUGAAAUAGAGGAUGCUGCCUUCCUGGCCAGGGAGAAGGCUAAAGCUGAUGCAGAAUAUUACACUGCUGCCAAGUCUGCUGAAGCUAACACGCUGAAGUUAACGCCGGAAUACCUGGAGCUGAUGAAGUACCAGGCCAUCGCAGCUAACAGUAAGAUCUACUUUGGCCAGGACAUCCCCAACAUGUUUGUAGAGGGAACCAACAGCCCCCCAAAGUCUGCACGCUCCCCUUCUUUGCCAAAUGCUGAACAGGACUCGUUUAAAAUGAAGCCAGACGGACAGUGAGUCCACAGCUCUGCCUCUGCACAGGACAGGAGAACCUGCUGAGGACUUGUCUUGUCAGUGGGGAGGAAAACACUGAACUGAAGAUGAUAGGUGAAGGAGCUUUGCAGCUAGUUUGGUGAACAAAACACUUCAGUCUUAAAUCUAAAUGGCAAAGAAAGAGUUGGAAAACUUAAAGUGAAAGACGAGUGAAAGUGAGAGGUAUAAGAUGAAAAGGAAAAGUUUCUGAAUCUUCCACUCUUUCCGAAAAGACGUGCUUUAGGAAUGAGAUUGAUGCCAUAGUUAAAAAUCAAAAGCAUACGAAUGCUUAUGCCUGGGAAGGCGACAGCAAGUGGUCGCCCCAAUUUACAUGUGCUUGUGUUUAAUUUUGCUUCUGGAGCUGCAUUACCUUUUUUUUUUUUUUUUAUUGUAUGCAAGAAAAAAAUGAUUUGUUGAUGAAAAUGAAUUAAUAGAUUUUUGAGAAUUAACCUCUGAUUUAGCUGCACUGGAAUCCGACAGGUGACACUAAUUAAACACUGAAUGGACAAUAGGAGCGUGUGAGGCGGGAAAAGUCAUCUCUGUGCCAUCUUCUCUUGCACUGAGUCACUGGUUCGCUGCUCUCUGCCGGCUCAAAUCAGUGUGAGGACUGUUUUAUCUCGCCUGAUGUCAAAAGCUGCUGGUGGAUGAACUAAUAACACUCUUGACAGGUUACAGACAGAUUAUUGAGCAUGGUAAAUGUAGGGAUUGCAGCAGCACUAGAUGGAGCCCAGCUUUAUUCCUAAACUAAAAUUAUUCAGAUGUGAUUAGUGAAGUCUUGGAUGAGUUGUCAGGUUGGUAGUAGUGUAGUAUAUUAUCUAGUGUUAGUUGUGGUUGAGAUCUGUUCACCGACUGUGAAGGAGAAUGAGCGGGAAAAAAAGUGCUGCUUAAAGAAAAUCACAUUUUGUCUUUUCAGACUAAUUCAGGAUGAUUAACAGCUAAUACGGGAACGCUAUGAUAAAGCAGUUGAAUAAUAGUGGGCAGUCCCCGUGUAGGAAAAUAUGGUUUUUAUUCCAUGUCAAGAAGUUGUCACAUUGUUCCUCCCUCCGUCUGGUUUUGAUUAUCGGGCCCAUGCAUGUGGAAAUUUGUAGUUUGGUUGAUUCAGAUGAUCAGUAGAGCCUGCGACUGUCUGCCAUCUCUGUUGUUAUAGAGCUAAUUCAGACGUGGUUAAAUGCAAAUUCUCAGGAAAUGUACUUUAUUUUCGUAAGACAGCUGCUCAACGUUGGGCAGAGCGUGGACUCUCCAAAAGUCCGAAGCAACAAAUAACUUUGAUUGAAGGAUUCGUUCUGGUUUAAUGUCAUAUUAAAAUGGAAACUACACUGCUUUUAACAAAAGAAAUCAUUAGUUGCGUCUCCUGCAGAUACGUAUGGUGGCAUUUCCAUUAAACCAUCACUAUUUUACUGCACCAUCUAUUUACAGUAGGUGUCUAAUUCUGACAUGAGGCUUUUGGUCUGUAGAAGUGAAACAAUUAUAACCUCCUUUCCACUGUAAAUGUUUACAUAUUUGCUGUAAUUCAAGAAUUAAUGGACUACAGAAUUCUGCAGUCUUUGCUAACCAGGAUGUUCUACUGGCUAAGUGACACACAACGCCGAAUUACAAUAUAUUAAAUUACACUUAGUGAGAAUUUCUUUAACCUCUGAUCAGUUUUGUAACGACACGAGCGCCAAUACUACACAGUAUUUUAAUGCUGUGUAAAUAGAAGCUUUGUUCUAUUUAGAGAUGAAUGUUGAUAUUGCUUGGGCUUAAAAAAAAGAUGCAAGUUGGUGCUAGUUCUUUUGUGUUUACGCUUUUGGUUUUUCGUUCAGCUCUGCGUUUCAGAAACAUGGAAAUACUUCCACUAAUCGGAAUUCAAGCCUUAAAUAACAAUGGGUUACUCCAGACUUCCAGACUUAAAGGUUCAGUGAUUCUUAAAACUAAAAGGCUCCACUGGGACUCAGCUGUGAGAUUUCUCUAGAGCUCGGAUGUACAUACUUUACUGUACGCUUCAUCAUGGAUUCUAGCUGAGAAAGACACAACGCGCAGUGGACGCCGUUAAUGUUUGGAAGAUGUCGUGCUGUUUACGUGACCUCCAAAUGCCAGUUCAAGGCUGCGCUCUGCAUUUGCUUCGGUGGUGGGUUCAAAUAAAGAUGCAAAAGAGAGGUUUGAAUCACUUAUGAAAAUGAUUUUUUUUCUUUGUCAAUAUUUUGUACAAUCUGUGAAAUUUCAACAUUGUCUUCUUGUUUUAAAAGGUUUAUAUGCAAAAAUGUUUUCAAGUUUUGACAAUGUUCUUAUGUAAAAUAAAAAGCCUAUUUUGGUA
This is a messenger RNA of Acanthochromis polyacanthus (spiny chromis), 3506 nucleotides long. RefSeq names its product ER lipid raft associated 1 (gene erlin1). Gene Ontology annotation, molecular function: ubiquitin protein ligase binding; cholesterol binding. The coding region runs from base 182 to 1198 and encodes 338 amino acids. Gene Ontology annotation, biological process: SREBP signaling pathway. The transcript is spliced from 12 exons. Lineage: Eukaryota; Metazoa; Chordata; Actinopteri; Pomacentridae. The record is from RefSeq and is a predicted model, not a curated record. Gene Ontology annotation, cellular component: endoplasmic reticulum membrane; endoplasmic reticulum.